This is a messenger RNA of Sphaeramia orbicularis (orbiculate cardinalfish), 1900 nucleotides long. It is a transcript of the gene oxtrb, whose product is annotated as oxytocin receptor b. NCBI's taxonomy places the organism in Eukaryota, Metazoa, Chordata, Actinopteri, Kurtiformes, Apogonidae. Gene Ontology annotation, biological process: female pregnancy; cellular response to hormone stimulus; maternal process involved in parturition. Gene Ontology annotation, cellular component: plasma membrane. Gene Ontology annotation, molecular function: peptide binding; oxytocin receptor activity; vasopressin receptor activity. The record is from RefSeq and is a predicted model, not a curated record. The transcript has 3 exons. The coding region runs from base 233 to 1444 and encodes 403 amino acids.
GUGAGGAAGACUGCAGUGUUCUGAGGUCUCCAAAUAAAUGCGCAGCAGAUUUCAUUAAAGAGAACACUGACUUGGAUUAUGUAGUACCUCACUGACAACACUUCUUACCAACUUUAACGGACUAAACAGGCAGAAAACUGCGCAGAUCAAACCCUGGGGAUAUCGGAGCAGAUUUAGUUGUUUUAGUUGUGAUGUGACCGCAGGCUGCGCCAAAGUGGUGCUUUUACGCACGAUGGAGGGCCUUUUACGCGAGCUGGACAUUUGGGCGCAGAAUAUUUCAUGGGGUAAUUCAAGCUCCCAGAAUGACACUAACUCGGGGAACACCACUGUGAAUCCUUUGAAACGAAAUGAAGAAGUGGCUAAAGUGGAAGUUGCUGUCUUGGUGUUGGUGUUGCUGCUCGCGCUCACAGGCAACCUUUGCGUCCUGUGGGCAAUCCGCACCUCCAAGCACAGCCAGUCUCGGAUGUAUUACUUCAUAAAACACCUGAGUAUUGCAGAUCUGGUUGUUGCAAUAUUCCAGGUGCUACCGCAGCUUAUCUGGGACAUCACAUUUCGCUUUUAUGGGCCGGAUUUGCUGUGCCGGUUGGUUAAGUAUCUCCAGGUCGUCGGUAUGUUUGCGUCUACAUACAUGCUGGUCCUCAUGUCCAUAGACAGGUGUUUAGCAAUCUGCCAACCACUUCGCUCCGUGCACAAGAGAAAGGACCGCUGGUGUGUAGUCGCCUCUUGGAUGCUCAGUCUAAUCUUCAGUACUCCCCAGGUCUACAUAUUUUCCCUGAGAGAGGUGGGGAACGGUGUGUAUGACUGCUGGGGGGACUUUGUACAGCCAUGGGGUGCCAAAGCAUACAUCACAUGGAUGAGUUUUAGCAUUUACAUUUUCCCUGUGACUAUUUUGAGCAUCUGUUAUGGCUUGAUAUGUUUUAAAAUAUGGCAGAAUUUCAAUUUAAAAACCAGAAGGGAACACUUCUUGGCUCUCACUCCAAGGGCCUCCAAAGCUGCUCAACACCUCACCCGUGUGAGCAGUGUGAGGCUCAUUUCCAAGGCGAAGAUCCGCACAGUCAAAAUGACUUUUGUUGUGGUCGUUGCAUACAUUGUAUGCUGGACUCCCUUCUUCUUUGUCCAGAUGUGGUCAGCAUGGGAUCCUGCAGCACCAAGAGAGGUGUCCUCUCGGUCUUUCUUCGUAGACAUGGCCUUCAUCAUUGCCAUGUUGUUGGCUAGUCUCAACAGCUGCUGUAACCCCUGGAUCUACAUGUUCUUCGCCGGUCACCUGUUCCAUGACCUGACGCGGUGCUUCUUCUGCUGCUGUAGACAAUACCUGAAAGCGUCCUCUUGCAGCUGUGAUCGACAGUGCAGGCACAAAUGCAGCUCAUCCACUUACGUCAUCAAGAACAACGGCAGCCAGAGGAGCCUGACACACACAUCCAGCACUGGGGGACCCACACAAUGAAAGACAGCUGAAAACCAUCCAAGCUUCCUGUUGCAGAGUAAUCCAGCAGUCAUGCAAGGCCCCUCUCAGGCAUUUAAUUACCAUUACCAUUACUGUGGUGGACACUACAACAUGUGUGUUUCUAAGUGUUUUAAAUUUAGCUAAAGAGGCUGUGGGAACCCCCCUGUCCAGACAAUUCCAUGCAGCCUGAGGUAACAGGCAACACAGCAAAAUGUCACUGUUUCCAAGGCAAACAAUAUGGAGUAAAAACUGACAAGUCUGCAUCUGUAACAUCAGCUGGAUCAGUGUGUGUGAACAGACACUUUCUCUCUAUGUGAACCAGUGCUGCACAAUAUCUAUGUAUUAAAGUGACUUGAUGUUUAUUCUGUUUAAAGAGGCAUGAGCUUUUCUAAGUUCCUUGUACAUGAACAUCACAGUCUUGAAACAUAUGUUCUUAAGCCUGAAGUAACAGUCAGA